ACUUCUUCCAAGACGCGCUGCGACUUGAGUUGCAGCUGAAAUGAAUCCGCCGCAGUUUGUGCACUAGCUCCCGGCGCGGAUGUAGCUCGGCGCUUCCUGUUGCGAGUCAAAAAGGAGGACAACUAAAACUGAAACACCGAGAUGUUUACCGCACGCAGCCUUGGUAGGAUUUCUCUGCGAAAGAAACGGCCGAAGAAGAAAUACGACCCGCUAGACACCACCAUGAAGUUGGUCGACAGGAGUGAUGACCUGGACCCAGUGUCUUCAGAGGACGGCGGUGGCGGCCUCAGAGCAGAGAUGUCCUGCGGCCACGCCAUCACCCCCAAAUCUCUAACGGGGUGGUGUCGCAGCAAGCUGGAUGAGGGGAACUACGAGUUUCGAUGCCCAGCGUUGGUUGAGGGGACAGAACUGUGCAACAAACCGUGGACGUACCAAGAAGUGCGCAGGCUGGCUGAUCUGUCCAUUAAGGAAAUGCAGCACUUUGAAGACACCAUGGCUCGUCUGGCUGCCGCAGACCACGGUGAAAUUCAGAGUUGCCCGCAGUGCAAUACAAACAUGGAGAGAAAGAAUCCCGCCAACCUGUGCGUCCUGUGCACCAUAUGCACCGCCGAUCGGAAGAAGAAUUUCCUGUUCUGCUGGCAGUGUCGGAGGCAGUGGAAGGGUCGUUCCCCCCGACUCGACCGCUGCGACAACGACGGCUGUGCCAACAAGGACCUGCAAGUCCUGCAGAGGUGCAAGACCAUGAGCCUGCCAGACGUUGAGGGCGUCACCAGUUGCCCAUCCGUCCGGUGCUGUCCAACGUGCGGCAUGAGGGUGGAGCAUAACCAGCAAUUCUGCAAAAACAUCGCCUGUCCCCGCUGCCAUGUUGAGUUCUGUUUCGUCUGCCUGAGAGUGAAGCGCGAGUGUUGCCAGACCAGUUCACCGUACAAAAUCUGUGCCACUGGUGUGGCCCCGAGACAGACUUCCAUCGCCAUAUGGAAGAGAAAAUGAAAACGGAAACAAGGCAAAGAUUUUCAUAUGAAUAAAUGUCUUUUAAUUCACUAUCUGUCGCUGAAUGAGGUAAAUUGGUGAUUCAGUCCAUGGCCUAUUGGUGAAUGUACUGCAGUAUUUAUGUAUUUGCAGUGUUAUAAAUUGGGUCUGUGGCGACAUCCCUUGGGAAAAAAAGCUCUAUUAAGUUGUUGCUAAUGCAAACCGAACGUUUCCUACUGUUGCUGCUUCACAUUAAAAACAUUUAACUGGCGAAA
Messenger RNA from Scophthalmus maximus (turbot), 1244 nucleotides. RefSeq names its product E3 ubiquitin-protein ligase RNF19B. NCBI's taxonomy places the organism in Eukaryota, Metazoa, Chordata, Actinopteri, Pleuronectiformes, Scophthalmidae. The transcript is spliced from 5 exons. The coding region runs from base 142 to 990 and encodes 282 amino acids. The record is from RefSeq and is a predicted model, not a curated record.